Molecule: messenger RNA, 1319 nt
Organism: Gossypium arboreum
Lineage: Eukaryota; Viridiplantae; Streptophyta; Magnoliopsida; Malvales; Malvaceae
Product: 36.4 kDa proline-rich protein-like
Exons: 1
Coding region: 395-1006 (203 amino acids)
Source: RefSeq, a predicted model, not a curated record
UGUUUAUGUAUGUUUUUUAUUGGAUUCAAGAACGAAUAUGUUGAUACGUAUAUAUAUAUUAAGCAUCUGUGAAACUGAAAUCAAUGAUACAGGGAUGAAAACAGGAUUCACGGAUUGGAGCUUGAAAGUUUGAAAAACUGAGCAACAGUCAUGGAUAGGCAUUGAAUUUAUCAAAUCAACCCACACUACAAAUCUUUGAUUUUAUUUCACAAUUUGAUGUCUUGGAAUCCUCCAUUUAAAGAGAAAAAAAAAAGAAUAUUUUUAUCAUGUUCUUUGAUACUCUUUUAGGCACAGUCACGGGUUCCACAUCAAAUUCAGCUGUAUGUAUACGUGUGUGUAUAUAUAUAGUUUUUUUGUUAAAGUUCAAGGUGAAUAAUCUUUGGAACCCCAAGCCAUGGGUUCCAAAUUUACGGCCAUGGUUUUUGUCUUAAUGGUUUUCAUAUUAAUAGCAUUGCCUCCCAUUGAUGCAUCUGUUCCUUGUAGACCGCCGCGUUCUCCACCAUACCAUCUCCCAACUCACCCUAAAAUUCCCCGCCUGAACCCUCCAACCCCCAAGCAGCCACCGUACCAUAGUGGUGGCAGUCCAAAGGUCGAGCCACCAUCCAAAAAGCCUCCAAUGCCACCUGUUAUUGUGCCACCAAUACCAACCCCUCCUGUAAUAUCUCCUCCCAUCACCAACCCUCCUGUUACCAUCCCACCACCUUCUGGUGGAGGUAGCUCUCCUGCUCCACCAACUAGCCAACCGACCUGCCCCGUUAAUGCUCUUAAACUAGGACUAUGCGUGGACGUGCUUGGUGGAUUGGGCCACAUUCGCUUAGGAAACCCUGUUGAAAAUGCUUGCUGCCCGGUUCUUGGAGGUCUGCUCGAGCUCGAGGCCGCUGUUUGUCUUUGCACUGCUAUAAGACUUAAGCUUCUAAACAUUAAUAUGUUCAUUCCCCUCGCUCUUCAGGCUUUAAUAACUUGUGGAAAAAACCCUCCUCCUGGUUUUAUUUGUACUCCUCUUUAACUUCAACAUUCAUCAAAAUAAACAUCUCUAUCGAUGAUGGACCUCAGCAGGCAUGGUUGCCACCGCCACCUCGGCGUCCCUUUGUUUCUUUAACCACCCAAAAGAAGAUGAUAAAAAAAUUGAACAUAAUGUGUUCAUUUUUCCAUUAUUAGGUUUAAAGCAUUGUUUUCGCUCAAGGUUAUAAGGUUUGAACUUUGUAGUGUAUUAUGGUUGCAUUUUAAGUGUCAUCCAAUCUUUAAUUAUUGACUGCUUAAUGCUUGCUUGUUUUAAGUUGUCUCAGACUAAUUAUUUUACGUGGAUUUUUUUCUAGAAA